Chanos chanos (milkfish) is the source of this 1893-nucleotide messenger RNA. It is a transcript of the gene poli, whose product is annotated as polymerase (DNA directed) iota. The coding region runs from base 16 to 1893 and encodes 625 amino acids. Gene Ontology annotation, molecular function: DNA-directed DNA polymerase activity; damaged DNA binding. NCBI's taxonomy places the organism in Eukaryota, Metazoa, Chordata, Actinopteri, Gonorynchiformes, Chanidae. The record is from RefSeq and is a predicted model, not a curated record. Gene Ontology annotation, biological process: translesion synthesis. The transcript has 8 exons.
UAUGCUCAAGUGGAAAUGAUCCGAAAUCCAUCUUUACGGGACCUUCCUCUAGGCAUUCAACAGAAGUACAUCAUUGUGACUUCUAACUAUGUGGCCAGGCAGCACGGCGUGACGAAGCUAAUGUCUGUGUCAGACGCCAAAGAGAAAUGCCCUCAGCUGGUCCUGGUGAACGGAGAGGAUCUUACCUGUUACAGAGAGAUGUCUUACAAAGUCACAGACCUGCUGAUGUCACACUGCCCCCUGGUGGAGAGGCUGGGUUUUGACGAGAACUUCGUGGACGUCACAGAGUUGGUGGAGUCCAGACUGAAAGAGACUCCGCUCUCUGCUCUCUCUUUCGUUGGUCAUAUUUACAAUCAAGAGACCUCAGCGGUCAGUGCUAAGGAUUACCCCAGGCUUGCUAUAGGAUCUCACAUCGCAGCCGAACUCAGAGAUGCCGUCCACACCAAACUGGGACUGACCGGCUGCGCGGGCAUCGCCUCCAACAAACUACUGGCCAAACUGGUGUCCGGCGCCUUUAAACCCAACCAGCAGACCACCUUACUUCCCGAGUGCACCGUUACGCUGAUGCACAGCCUGAGUGGUCUACGCAGAGUCCCUGGUGUCGGGCCCAGGACGGCACAGCGGCUGCAGGCUCUCGGGCUCCACUCUGUGUCAGACCUGCAGCUCUUCCCCCUGGUGGACCUGGUGAAGGAGUUUGGGGAAGCUCAUGCCAAACGUAUCCAGAAUUUAGCGCGUGGGAUUGAUGUCUCUAUGGUUACCCCGACGGGCCCUCCUCAGUCACUCAGUGAUGAAGACUCAUUCAAGAAAAUGUCGACGAUGGCCGAGGUUUCACAGAAAAUCGAGGAGCUUUUGGCAAGUCUUAUAGACAGGAUGCAUAAAGACGGGAGACAGCCAAUGACGUUCAGAUUAACCAUCCGCCGACUCUCCACCGCCAACAAGUGGUUUAACCGCGAGAGUCGCCAGUGUCCCAUACCCUCUUUCCUCUCCCAGAAAAUCGCCUUAGGCAGCUCGGAUGUCCUGACUCACCUUGUCACAGUGGCUGUCAAGCUCUUUCACAAGUUGGUGGACACAAGUGAGGCCUUCCACUUGACCCUUAUCAACGUCUGCUUCUGUAACCUGCAGUCCAGGAGCGUCAGCCGAGGAUCCAUCGCCUCCUUCUUCUCCCACAAACCCCCGCAAAAACCCCAGAGUUCCUCGCGGCACACCGGACCGCCGUCGCCACGGCAACCGAUCAGUCCGACCCCCACGCAGUCACACGGGAGGCGCGGGGGAUCGGAUUACUCCGUCGAGGAGCGAACGGGUGCAAGUCGGUCUCCGAAAACGAGCGGUUUAGAGGAGGGAGCUUUUCCCAGACUACCCCCAGACGUGGAUCCGGAUGUUUUUAAGGUCUUGCCUCAACAUAUCCAAGAGGAACUCUUGUCAAACUUUCAAACGGAGCGGUCUGGAAUUCCGUCCGUCCUUACUACGGAUCUAGAAGACCAGACAGGGUUCAGUCAUAUCUUUCCAGAACCACUGAAACGUGCGAGUCAGUCAGUGAGGAGUGAAGAGAGAGGUGCUGUGUGCCGUGAGUAUGACGCAGGCUCGUCCAGAGAAGACGGUAACGAGUUCUCUGUCCCACAGGACCCUGUGGGAAUGAGAGUAGAACACGAUAACAGUAGUAAAAGCGUAACUUCCAACUCAGUAUCUGGAGCAGAUUUCCCACACAACGUGGAUCCGUGCGUUUUUUCCCAGCUGCCUGCAGACAUGCAGAGGGAACUGCUGAGCGAGUGGAGACAGCAGAAGCCGAUCUUUAAAAUGCCGUCUAGACCGUCGGGCACAGGCGGAGCCUCCAGAGACAAAAAGACCAAAGGCCCCCAGACCAACAACCUGCUCAAAUAUUUCAAGCCAAGCUGA